CUAACUUCCGCCUCCUUGACGCGUGCUAGCAUGUAUGAGUGUGACCCGGGAGAUUGUAAACUCAACGGGUUUUGUUGAAACAAAGUGUUUUGUAGAAAUAUGUUCAUGUCGACGCAGAGAUUACUGUGAGGUUAAGGUUAUCACACAGGAGAGCGGACUGGCCGCCCCCUUUAGCGCGUCUCCGGCAGCUGUGUGUGUUCAGUAACCUUGGCUUUAACGCUGCAGCAGAGACUCAGCCAUGGCAGCGCUGCUGUGUCGAGCUGUACAGCGGUCAGCCCCAGUCUGGGUUCAGAAUCUGCCAGUAGCAGCUUCCUCAUGGCCGCUGUUCGUGGUUUGUCGCAGCAAGUUUACAAAAUCUCGCAUUCCUCCAGAGGUGUUUGAAGAGCGUUUAAAGGAGCAUGAAAAGUAUGGUGGCAAUCCAGAGCAGCCACAUAAACUACACAUAGUGACUCGGGUCAAGAGCACAAUGAGACGACCUUACUGGGAAAAGAAGGUAGUGAAGAGUUUGGGAUUAAUGAAGGCACAUGAGCCCAGAGUACAUAAGAACACACCAUCAGUGAAUAACCAACUGAAAAUCAUUAAGCAUCUUGUUAAAAUUGAACCCUUGAAGCUUCCUCAUGGACUACCUUCAGAAGAAGAAAUGGCAGAUUCCUAUCUGAACAGCAGAGGGGAACUUGUGGUGAGACAUCCUCAAAAACCUGUGGAACAGAAAGCCGUUGAAUCGUAGCUGCUCUUGUUCAUACUUGUGUAUUUGAUGUUUAUUAAAUAUUUCUAAUGAGUUAAA
Molecule: messenger RNA, 784 nt
Organism: Colossoma macropomum (tambaqui)
Lineage: Eukaryota; Metazoa; Chordata; Actinopteri; Characiformes; Serrasalmidae
Gene: mrpl30
Product: mitochondrial ribosomal protein L30
Exons: 5
Coding region: 239-727 (162 amino acids)
Biological process (GO): translation
Cellular component (GO): mitochondrion; large ribosomal subunit
Molecular function (GO): structural constituent of ribosome
Source: RefSeq, a predicted model, not a curated record